AUGUCGCUGCAAAAUAUAUCGAAGUCUGCUGUGCGUAUCGGCAAAAAUUAUAUCAAGGGAUAUACGGAUACGCAGAUCAAGGUCCGUGAAGCCACGUCCAACGAUCCCUGGGGCCCGAGUGGAGCCCAGCUGAAUGAGCUCUCGCAGCUGAGUCACAACCCGACCGACUUUAUCGAGAUGAUGGAAAUCCUGGAUAAGCGACUGAAUGACAAGGGGAAAAACUGGAGGCAUGUAUUCAAGGCGCUGUCUGUGCUGGACUACCUGCUGACGUCGGGUAGCGAGAAUGUAUGGAACUACUUCCAUGACAACAUAUACAUUGUCAAGACUCUGAAAGAGUUUCAGUACGUGGACGAUGCCAACAUUGAUCAGGGCAUCAAUGUGCGUCAGAAGGCGAAGGACAUCACAGCGCUCCUGCUAGACGACUCGCGCAUGCGACAUCGUCGCCGAAUGCGCAUGGAGGAAGAGACGCGUUUCCGCGCGGCUGGCGAUUACACCGACGAUGCGGGCCGCCGAAGAAGGCAGCGUGAGCAGGAGCGCAUGUCUGCCGAGGACCGAGAGCUUGAGCAGGCGCUUGCCGAGUCACGCCGCAUGGCCCAGGAGGAAGAGGAGCGGCGGCGUCGAGAAGCGGAGGAUGAGUCGAACCUGCAGCAGGCACUCAGAGCGUCGCGUGAAGAGGAAGAAAAGCGGAAGCAGAACGAGACGCUGAUUGACCUGGACAAGGAAGAGAGCGCUUCGCUUCAGCCCCAGUACACGUCCUUCAUACCAUUUCAGGCUACGGGCUUCAACCCCUUCUUCCAGGCGCAAAUGCAGCAGCAGGAAAUGCUUCAGCAGCAGUACCUUCAGCAGCAAGAGUACCAGCGUCAACUCGCCUUGCAGCAGGCUGCCCAGCAGUACCAGUACAUGAUGACGCAACAGCCGGCGAUGAUGAUGCCGCAGCCCACGAGCUUCGGCUCGAACAACCCGUGGCUGUCGCCAUCGGCACCGGCGCCGGCUCCGGCGCCAGAGCCCGCCUCCCAAAAGACUGAUACCCUGAUUAACUUGGACGGAUCGGAAGAAGAAGGACCUGAAGACCCCGAGCCGAUGCCCAAGCCCAAGCCGCAGGGCCCGCCUCGUGCCAAGGUGACCAACAUGAACCCGGAGCUGAAUCGGCUGCUCGCGUCUGGUGAUGGUGUCGAUACCUUUGGCAACACGGGCGACAUGCGUCUUGGGCCCAAUGCUGCCAUGUGGCACCAAGCGAUGCAGCAGCAGCGGACGGGUCAGGCGGGAUCCAAUCCAUUUGCGAAGUGA
This is a messenger RNA of Malassezia restricta, 1287 nucleotides long. Its product is annotated as epsin. Gene Ontology annotation, biological process: actin filament organization; endocytosis. The coding region runs from base 1 to 1287 and encodes 428 amino acids. NCBI's taxonomy places the organism in Eukaryota, Fungi, Basidiomycota, Malasseziomycetes, Malasseziales, Malasseziaceae. Gene Ontology annotation, molecular function: clathrin binding; phospholipid binding. The record is from RefSeq and is a predicted model, not a curated record. Gene Ontology annotation, cellular component: clathrin vesicle coat; plasma membrane; endosome. The transcript has a single exon.